AUGGCCAUUACAACGGCCCAGGUGCCAAACCUACCCAAGCAGCUAGUUUUUUGGGUCUUAGAUUUCUCCUUUUCUUCCCAUCUCAUCAAUCCCCGGACACCACUGUUGAAGCAACUGGAGGAGCAACCGGAAGCUGGGUCCUGCGUGGUUGUCAAUACGUGCCAUAUUCCAGCCGGCAAGGUGGACGAAGCCUUUGCUGCGUGGAAAAUCGAUACCGAAAUGGCGAAGAAGCAGCCAGGAGUUAUUUCCACCGAACUUCAUCGCGGUGUCAAUGGAAGCGGCAUGAUGCUGAACUAUGCGAUAUGGGAGUCUACCGCUGCGUUGAAGGCCUAG
Penicillium hordei is the source of this 333-nucleotide messenger RNA. Its product is annotated as antibiotic biosynthesis monooxygenase family protein. Lineage: Eukaryota; Fungi; Ascomycota; Eurotiomycetes; Eurotiales; Aspergillaceae. The transcript has a single exon. The record is from RefSeq and is a predicted model, not a curated record. Bases 1 to 333 code for a protein of 110 amino acids.